AUGGGCAAGAUCAUUGUCCUGGGCGACAUCAAUGGCCAGCUCUCUGAUGCUUUCGGGAAGUUGGCAAAACUCCACACCAAGCAGUCCUUCUCCUUCGCUAUCAUCGCUGGCAACCUCUUCAACGAUCCCACGAACACCACCGACAACGAGCGAGACCAGCUCGUCAAACUCCUCAAUGGCGAGAUCGAAGUUCCGUUGACCACCUAUUUCUCCCUCGGCAACAGACCAUUGCCAACCGUAGUCACUGAGAGACUCACGAAUGACGAAGGCGAACUCUGUCCUAACCUCUUCGUUCUCGGCCGCAAAGUCUCUGUGAAGACUUCUGACGGCUUCAAGCUUGUGGCGAUCGGCGGCGCACAUGCCACGAGUCUCGACGAUCAGAUGAAUGAGUACGUGGCAACUUACACUGACAAGUACGUCCAAAGUGCCAGGGACUUCAAAGACGCGGACAUCCUCAUCACAAGUGACUGGCCUGCUGGUGUUCUUCGAGGAUCCAAGCUCACAUUCGACAACCCUCCGUCAAGCAAUCCAAGUCUGGGCGAUCUCGUCGCCACACUGAAGCCACGGUAUCACUUCUCAGCUUCUCACGCUUCAUAUGAGCGUGAGCCCUUCUUUCACGAGGGACCACCGCCACGAUCAGUGACGCGAUUCAUCAGCUUGGCUCCACUAAACAACGAUCACAAGCACAAGGCACUUUACGCCUUUUCUCUUGAGCCUUCUGCUCCACCACCCGAUCACAUCACGGACUGUACAGCAUCGCCUUUCAUUAUGAACAAUCUCAAACGCCCGCGCGAGUCGCAAGAAGACAGCCACGAUUAUAUGCGGUUCUCCGAUCGCAACGGUGCUGGCUAUCAUGACCAAGACCGACGACCUCAGAAGAAGAAUCGGUAUCGAAAGGACGAGCCCCGCGAGUGCUACUUCUGCCUCGCCAAUCGAAGUGUUGAAGCCCAUAUGAUCACAUCGAUUGGAGAAGACGCCUACAUGACCAUCGCAAAGGGUCCGCUCAGCACUGCGCAGACGUUCCCCGUCCUCCAGCACCCCUGCCACAUGCUUAUCAUACCCAUGGAGCAUGCCGCUACCUUCACGACGUUCGAGAACGAGGAGAACGCCAAGAAGGCUAAGGCUGAGAUGCAGCGGUAUCGUGACUCGCUGCACUCACUCAUCACUGCAAAGUCGUCGACUGGCGAGGAGGGAGAGGCGCAGCUGGGUGCAGUCACUUUCGAGAUCAACAGAGACGAGGGCAGGCACUUGCAUUGGCAAUUUCUUCCAAUGCCAGCCGACCUCGUUAAGAAGAGCAUGAUCGAAGUAGCUUUCGACGUGGAGGCAGAGAACCUCAAGUACCCGAAGUUCGCCAAGACACCAGAAGAUAUCGCAGCUGCAGAGGAGGGCGACUUUUUCAAGGCCAUGAUCUGGUCCGAGUCUGGAGAGAAGGAGAUCGUCUUGCCACUGCCGAAGAGUCUACGAUUCGACUUUCAGUUCGGGAGGAGAGUCCUGGGCAAGCUGCUUGGUUUGGAGAAGCGCACUCAUUGGAUGGACUGUGUGCAGCCCCAUGACCAGGAGUCUGCAGAUGCAGAGGCUUUCAAGGAGAUUUUCAAGACAUACGACUUCUCGCUCGUCGAGGGCGAGGAUGAGACUUGA
Molecule: messenger RNA, 1638 nt
Organism: Zasmidium cellare ATCC 36951
Lineage: Eukaryota; Fungi; Ascomycota; Dothideomycetes; Mycosphaerellales; Mycosphaerellaceae
Exons: 1
Coding region: 1-1638 (545 amino acids)
Biological process (GO): mRNA splicing, via spliceosome
Cellular component (GO): post-mRNA release spliceosomal complex
Molecular function (GO): RNA lariat debranching enzyme activator activity
Source: RefSeq, a predicted model, not a curated record